Molecule: messenger RNA, 876 nt
Organism: Camelina sativa (false flax)
Lineage: Eukaryota; Viridiplantae; Streptophyta; Magnoliopsida; Brassicales; Brassicaceae
Source: RefSeq, a predicted model, not a curated record
CUUUUUUGACUAUUUGUGUAUUCGUUGAAAAACUCAAAAUGAAGAGAGAGAGACUAAAGGAGGAGAAGACGAGGAGCACAGCUUGAUUCAUGCUUUCAGAUUUCGACUGAGCAGGGUUUUUAAGUCAAGACAAAGAAAAAUAUCAAGUAAAGAACCAAUUUAUCCUAGAAGAUGACGAGAUCGUGGGUGCUUUUAUUUGUUCUUAUGUUCAUUGUGUUGACUUCUCAGUUUGAGUGGAAUGAACAAGCUGAUAGUGAAACUGAGACUAGUCGUCCUCUCAUUCUUUCAGAUCAAGAGCAACAUAUACCGCAAGGCAAAGAAACUCUGCAUGAAAAGAAAAUUCUCUCUCAAGAAAAGAAAAUUCAAAAGCUUAAUGAGCAUAUUCGAGAUCUAAGGAGGCAGUUGCUGCAAUGCAGAAAUGAAAAUCAGGUUGAGUUGAGGGAGCUAGAAACUGAGCUUGAUCAGCUGCUAUUAAGAGGUGUUUAAUCCAUUACAGAUUGAAGCUUUGUCUCUCUAACCCCUCCUUAAGCGUAAAUCCAGAUUCUUGAUCAAUCUAGCUAAUACCAUAGCCCCUCUUUCUAAGCACUACACUUGAAACUUCUGUACUUUGAAGGAGAAAUCAAAGAAGAAUGUAUAGCUAAGGCAUGCUAUUUGGUUUUGUUUUUCAUUUUCUUGUAUUUUAAUAUUGAUACUGAAAGUGUGGGACUACUUGGACUUCUAUGAAAAGACCAGAUUCUGUCAAAAAAAAAAAAAAUAGGACACACAAAAAAUAGAAAGAAGCCAAAACUCAAGAAAAUUAUACUUACCGAGUAUUUUGUGCCCAAAUCCAAAAAUUGUACUUCAGUAUAUGUAGUCCCCAUGUAAUUCCUAAUGGCC